Acanthosepion pharaonis is the source of this 846-nucleotide messenger RNA. NCBI's taxonomy places the organism in Eukaryota, Metazoa, Mollusca, Cephalopoda, Sepiida, Sepiidae. The record is from the annotation of a GenBank genome assembly.
AUGGUUUAUCGAGAUACUCACCUGUCACAUAAGAUUGCAGAAGAACCCGUUUAUUUACCUGACCUUCGAGUAAUCAAGAUAGACCAGAGUCUGUCUCGCUUUCUUUCCUUGCUUUGUAGAGUCUGUCUCGCUUUCUUUCCUUGCUUUGUAGAGUCUAGUCUGUCUCGCUUUCUUUCCUUGCGUUGUAGAGUCUGUCUCGCUUUCUUUCCUGGCUUUGUAGAGUCUGUCUCGCUUUCUUUCCCUGGCUUUAGUCUGUCUCGCUUUCUUUCCUGGCUUUGUAGAGUCUGUCUCCUUUUCUUUCCUGGCUUUGUAGAGUCUGUCUCGCUUUCUUUCCUGGCUUUAGUCUGUCUCGCUUUCUUUCCUGGCUUUGUAGAGUCUGUCUCGGCUUUCUUUCCUGGCUUUAGUCUGUCUCGCUUUCUUUCCUGGCUUUGUAGAGUCUGUCUCGCUUUCUUUCCUGGCUUUGUAGAGUCUAGUCUGUCUCCUUUCUUUCCUGGCUUUGUAGAGUCUGUCUCCUUUCUUUCCUGGCUUUGUAGAGUCUGUCUCGCUUUCUUUCCUGGCUUUGUAGAGUCUAGUCUGUCUCCUUUCUUUCCUGGCUUUGUAGAGUCUGUCUCCUUUCUUUCCUGGCUUUGUAGAGUCUGUCUCGCUUUCUUUCCUGGCUUUGUAGAGUCUGUCUCGCUUUCUUUCCUGGCUUUAGUCUGUCUCGCUUUCUUUCCUGGCUUUGUAGAGUCUGUCUCGCUUUCCAUCCCUUUUUUUUUCCGAGUCUUUCCUUUCUUUGGUUAUGGAGUCUUUUUUUUUAGCGGGGGGGUCUUUUUUCACUUGAAUAUAACUAUUUUAUUUGUGGUGUAA